AUGGGCAAUUCGAUGUUGCGAGAACAACUUUGCGGAAAUAUUUGCGGUUGCGAUCGGCCUCAACCAAUUGGCUAUGCUGUGACCACCAGUGCGCCACAUAUGCAUAGUUUUGGAAGAUACACUUCAACCUGAUUUCGAAUCUAUCUUGUUGGCAUGUUAUCGAAACGUCUUCUUUCAACAUUGAUCUCGACAUCAUCAUGUCGGUUCAUGCAAACAAGCGCGAUCGUUAAUUCAAGUCAACAACAAAAUUCUCAUACGAAUUAUGAUAGAUCAGUUUAUGAUUCAACACGCAAGAAUCUAUACAUUGGCGCCGAUACACGUGUAAUUUGCCAAGGUUUUACUGGUAAACAAGGAACAUUUCACUCACAACAAGCACUUGACUAUGGAACAAAAUUGGUCGGUGGUGUUAGUCCUAAGAAAGCCGGCACAAAACAUUUAGGUUUACCAGUAUUUAAAAAUGUUCACGACGCCAUGAAAGAAACCGGUGCCACGGCAACAGUUAUCUACGUCCCACCCCCAGGAGCAGCCGAAGCGAUUCUCGAAGCUAUCGAUGCUGGCAUUGGUCUAAUUGUCUGUAUUACAGAAGGUAUUCCUCAACACGAUAUGGUUAAAGUUAAGCAUCAAUUGGUAAGACAAAACAAAUCUCGUCUUGUCGGACCAAACUGCCCAGGUGUUAUUGCUCCUGGUAAAUGUAAGAUUGGUAUUAUGCCUGGUCAUAUUCAUCGACCAGGACCAAUCGGCAUUGUCUCACGUAGUGGUACGUUAACAUACGAAGCUGUACAUCAAACCAGUCAAGUUGGCCUUGGCCAAUCAUUGUGUGUUGGUAUUGGUGGUGAUCCAUUCAAUGGCACUGACUUUAUUGAUUGCUUGGAGUUAUUCUUAAAAGACAAAAAUACACACGGUAUUAUUCUUAUUGGUGAAAUCGGUGGCAAUGCUGAAGAAGCAGCUGCUGAAUAUCUCAAACAGAAGAACACUGGUUCAAACGCUAAACCAGUCGUUGCUUUUAUUGCUGGACAAACUGCUCCACCUGGCCGUCGUAUGGGCCAUGCUGGCGCUAUCAUCAGUGGCAAAUCCGGUGGUGCCGACAGUAAAAUUCAAGCAUUGAAAGAUGCUCAAGUGAAUGUGAGUGAUUCGCCGGCCAAGAUGGGUCAAUUGAUGUACAAGUUAAUGAAAGGUGAAGACCAUCCUCUUAGUCAAAAACAAACACAGUGA
This is a messenger RNA of Adineta ricciae, 1212 nucleotides long. NCBI's taxonomy places the organism in Eukaryota, Metazoa, Rotifera, Eurotatoria, Adinetida, Adinetidae. The record is from the annotation of a GenBank genome assembly.